Alternaria burnsii is the source of this 1599-nucleotide messenger RNA. RefSeq lists its product as uncharacterized. Bases 1 to 1599 code for a protein of 532 amino acids. NCBI's taxonomy places the organism in Eukaryota, Fungi, Ascomycota, Dothideomycetes, Pleosporales, Pleosporaceae. The record is from RefSeq and is a predicted model, not a curated record. The transcript has a single exon.
AUGCCACGUCGUCCAGAAGAGCCGUCAAGGACAGGAUAUCUAGCACCUCAGCUACAACAUCUGACUACCAGCGUCUCGAAGAUAUGGACCACCAUAGCUCUAGGUGUCAAGUGGGUCACACUGUAUGGUUCCUUCAUGCUGUUGUAUCUCCUUCGCCCCGAACGGAAAGAGGACCGAAGCGACGCUGGGCAUGAUCGCGAUACUGGCUCAGCUGCAUCACAGCACUCUUGGAUCAUCACCACACUUUCGAGAAUGCCAUUCACCAAACCAUAUUCUUUCUGGGUGCCACUACUCAGCACGACGUUGAUAACGGUUUUCUCCUUCCACGUGCUCGACAGCCACUAUACGCCCUUCGACAACACGAAUGACUUCGCGACGGCGUGUCCCGAGAAUGACCGUAGAACACAGACAAGCGCUUUCGUCAGACUCUUCGCCGCCACUGUGACCACCAUGUGCAUCCAUGGCCAUCUUAGCUCCCUUACAGGCUCGGAUGCCUGGAGACGCGAAUUCUUUCGCAUGCUUGAAGUGCUCGUCAACCCCUUGGCCUCUCUUUUCGCCAUGGCAAGUGCUGUAUGGUACGAGAUUGCGGGCUCGUUACAGGCUACGCGGGACUCCUGGGAUGAAAAGUCAAGCAUCAGAUACAGGUUGGCUUGCAUGUGCUGGAUACGUAUCGACACUGGUCAAAGGACGGAUGCCAUGGGCCCCGCCCCAUGUCUCAUGUACAUCAAUCCAUGCCACAUCAGCAGCAAGCUACUGGAAAGAGACUUGAAAUGGUCGGGACGUGUCCUUUUCCUAGUCAUACUUUUUGCGCAGUAUGUCCAAGCGGCCGUCCUUCUUUCACGUCGCAUCAUCACCCAUGCAGAUGCUACCGUCGAUUGCGCAAUGAUGCUCAUGACCAUCUCGGGCCUCGCUGCGCUCACAAAAUCCUUGGUCGUAUCUCUCAUCAAUACGAAAUGGAUGCUCGCAUCCGAUUCUUUCUCGCCCUGCGCAGCACGCGCUUGCUCGCUCCAACCUUGCAGAAACCUCAAGACAGAAUCCAAUCUGCCUGACAAACCGGUCCAGAUAGUCUUAUUUGGCUGCAGUAUAUCCGCUCUUCCGCGAGCCGUGCUACACGCACUUGCUGGUGCGAGUUUGCAGAUGUUGCUUUUGACGCACAGGGCGUUCUCUCUGCGUUCAGUAUUGACCCUGACGAUAUGUAUAAAGGUGUUCCAUGACGUCUUUCUACUACUGGUAAUUUGUGCCGAUUCUUGUAGAGGACUGUACACGAAAAACGAAGAAGUCGAACCGCCACGAAACAAUGAGGCGGACGCUGCGCCGGCUGAUAAUACCCCUCCCAAAGAAGUAACUACGGAUGACAACUGUUCCACCUCCACACUUUUUAAGGCAGGCGUAUGGAUAUUCUUAUUCUUUCAUGGGCUAGGUGCUAUCGUACUGGGGCUCGGCAUAGCAGCGUUCCAGCUGGUCAUACUCUUUGGUCCUAGUGUACUAAUGUAUCUUGAGAUUGUGCGAGAAACGAGAAGAUGGGACGCUUGGGAUCCAUCAAAACCAUGUCUGGAGCUAUGGAAAGACAGCCUCGAAGAUGAACUAUGGUGGUUUUGA